AUGGACAACGGUAACGAGAAUGUUGAACUGUCUAAAGAAGAUGAGGAAUUGUACGGGUCAGAAAUUAAGAGCCUUUCUGUGAAAGAGCAACAGCUCUUUAAGCUACGGCUAUAUAGACGUAGACUGCGUCGUACAGAUGAGCUUAUACGAUGGCAAAGUGAUAUGACAGAAGAAGAACUGGGCACCGCUGUUUAUGAAUUAUUUGAACUCGGAUAUGCAGCCGGCGAACCGAGUAUUACAUACGUCCAAAAAAUUUGGAAUUCCGUUACAGCAUUCUUUAAAGCAAAAGGCGUCCCUGAGUAUCAGGUAAUAAUUUAUGAUUUUUUUGGGACAAGGAAAACCUAACCAAAUGCAUAAAGACAUGCGGCAAAACCAUUUGCAAAUGGUUUUGUGUUGCCGUAUAUCUGUUUUCUGUGACACAUGCAGUGUUGUUUAAAUCUUUGAAUUUCUAGCGCUGCACGGCAAAGUUCUUCACGAACCGGUUUCUUCCCAGUCUUAGACAAAGACUGGCAUUCGACUCGGCUGGAGAAGCCUUAAGGUUUGCUGUUGUACAAAGGCAGUUUUAUAUCUUGCUUCGAUUUAUGGCACUUAUUUAUUCUCCUUGCGUAUACCAAGAAAUCGAGGUAAGUGUAUGGUUGUGUGGUAACUUUACAGUUAAUCCCAAUCUUGAGGUUUAUCUAUUUGAUGGAUUCUCCGAAAAGUCUGAAAUGUUUAAUGGACGAGGUACUCUGCGAUGAGUAAGUGGUUUUGUUUUUAUUCUUAAUCGAUUAGAUUUUUUUUGGUGCUUCCGCAUUAUCUGGCUGCAAUCUACGAAGACUUGGAGAUGACGGCCCCAUUGGAUUUAAUAAAAUACGGUUCAUUAGAAAAUUCAGUUGAAGAAACUGAAGAAAUGGAGCCAAACACAAGUGGGGCAUCUAACGUUUUGAAUGCAGUAUCCUUGAUGAAAGAAGAUCCCGAUGAAUCUGAGUGUGCGAAUGAUUCCUUUAACGACUCUUUUAAAGAGCGUAAUGUUGUCGCAAUUUCGGAAUCUGGAGCAUCGGACGUCUAUCAAGCAAUGAGAUGUGUACUUGAAACGCCAGAAAAGAAUGCCGAGACCUGUUUGCCGAUUAGUGUGACCGUCAGUCAAACUCCGAUACGAGCAAUGGCAAAGACAACAAAUGUUAAAGUGGGGCAACUCAGAGAGUUGUUGGUACCCAGAACAACCGUAGAAUCGAGGAAACGGAAGACAGAAGACUUUUUGAUGUCGUCCCAGAAGAAAAGCAAUCGAAUGAAUCUGGUUUCCGUUUUUUCAGGAUUUGUAUAA
Bursaphelenchus xylophilus (pine wood nematode) is the source of this 1303-nucleotide messenger RNA. The record is from the annotation of a GenBank genome assembly. Lineage: Eukaryota; Metazoa; Nematoda; Chromadorea; Rhabditida; Aphelenchoididae.